Triticum dicoccoides is the source of this 668-nucleotide messenger RNA. RefSeq names its product protein PHOTOSYSTEM I ASSEMBLY 2, chloroplastic-like. Lineage: Eukaryota; Viridiplantae; Streptophyta; Magnoliopsida; Poales; Poaceae. The record is from RefSeq and is a predicted model, not a curated record. Bases 31 to 363 code for a protein of 110 amino acids. The transcript has 4 exons.
AGGUUUCUGAGGCAAGCAGCAGCAGCAGCUAUGGAGCCUGCCAGUGCUAGCUUGGUCUCCCUGAGGGCAUCCACCGCCACGAGCCGCAGCUGCUUCUCAUGUCGGCAGCGAGCGACGCCCAGGACCAGGAUGCUUCCGGCCAUGGCGUCCAAGUCUGGGGCGAAACUGGUGGCUUCAGGCUGCAAGACAUGCAGGGGGAAGGGUGCAGUGGAAUGCGAAGGCUGCAAGGGGACUGGCAGGAACAAGAAGAACGGCAACAUCUUCGAGAGAUGGAAGUGCUUCGACUGCCAGGGGUUUGGGAUGAGGAAGUGCCCCACCUGCGGCAAGGGAGGCCUCACGCCGGAGCAGAGAGGAGAAAGAUAGAAGAAACAUCAAGCAUCCAUCCAUCCAUGGCACAUGCACUCUCCAAUGUCUUAUUUAUCAUGCUCAACUUUGCUCGAAUUCUGACUACUAUCUAGAAGUAAGUAUCAACCAGAAUUGCCAAACAAAAUGUCGAAAACCGAAUAUGGUGCUACACAUAAUCGGUUUGAGAACCAGCAGUAUGCUGCCAAACAGAAUGUUGUGAGGAAAUCAACUGGUUUCUGGGCUAUUGACUAGUUUGGAUGCUUUUGAAUCUAUAUGUUGUAAGUAUUUUUUUUGUUCUUUUGAAUAUAUUCAGUUUGUCGUAA